Molecule: messenger RNA, 1376 nt
Organism: Lacerta agilis (Sand lizard)
Lineage: Eukaryota; Metazoa; Chordata; Lepidosauria; Squamata; Lacertidae
Gene: KLF7
Product: Kruppel like factor 7
Exons: 4
Coding region: 66-1067 (333 amino acids)
Biological process (GO): regulation of transcription by RNA polymerase II
Molecular function (GO): DNA-binding transcription factor activity, RNA polymerase II-specific; RNA polymerase II cis-regulatory region sequence-specific DNA binding
Source: RefSeq, a predicted model, not a curated record
ACUGUCCUUCUUUCCCCCGCUUCUCCUCUUCCUCCUCCUCCUCUUCUUCCCCCUUUCCCUUUUUAAUGAACAGAACUAAAAGCCCACCGCAAAAUUGCAAACACAAACCUAAAAGGAAAGGGUCGGGGUUUGUUGUUUUCAGCAGAAGCGGCAGCAGCAGCAGCAGCAGAAGCAGCAACAUGGAUGUUUUGGCUAGUUAUAGUAUAUUCCAGGAACUGCAGCUUGUCCACGACACCGGUUACUUCUCGGCUUUGCCAUCCUUGGAGGAGAACUGGCAGCAGACAUGCCUUGAGCUGGAACGCUACCUUCAGACGGAACCCAGGAAGAUAUCGGAGAGCUUUGGUGAUGAUUUGGACUGUUUCCUCCACACUGCCUCGGCUCAAGACACAGAAGACAGCAUCCAGCAGCUGGACCCCCUCUUGUUACCUGUAGACAUGAGUCCUUGCGACAAGAGUUCCAACAUGGACGUUAUCGUCUCGCGGGACAAACUCUUGUCUGAGACUUGCCUCAGCUUGCAGCCUACCAGCUCCUCCACAGAGGGCUAUACUGCCGUUAACCAGGCCCAACUCAACGCAGUGACCUCACUAACGCCUCCCUCCUCCCCUGAGCUCAGUCGCCAUCUUGUAAAAACCUCACAGACUGUCUCCGCGGUGGAUGGCACAGUUACGCUGAAGUUAAUUGCAAAGAAGACCUCCCUCAGCUCUAUAAAAGUCGGUGUGGUAGCACCGGCUAGCACGACAAAGUGUGCGCUCAGUGACAGCGAGCAAGGAGGGACAGGGACAGAUGCUUUGCCGGAAAACAAGAAGAGGGUUCAUCGCUGUCAGUUUAAUGGGUGCCGGAAGGUUUAUACAAAGAGCUCACACUUAAAAGCGCACCAGAGGACUCACACAGGUGAGAAGCCUUACAAGUGUUCGUGGGAAGGGUGCGAGUGGCGUUUUGCACGAAGCGACGAGCUCACGCGACACUACAGGAAACACACGGGGGCAAAGCCUUUCAAGUGUAACCACUGCGACAGGUGUUUUUCAAGAUCUGAUCACCUUGCCCUGCAUAUGAAGAGACACAUCUAAAUAACAGAUCGCUCAGCAUGGCCCAGAUGCAGUCAGACCUAAGCAUCCUGGGGGAAGGGGGAGCUGCCUGUCUCUUGCUGCCUUUCAGAAGAAGAGAACUUGAUCACCUGUACGCGACCAUGCACUAAAUGCUGUCAUGCACCCAGCUAUACUUAAUCACAUAUGUGUGUUCUCUACACCUUGCCCAACUGGAAGGCAGGUGACACCUGAGGAGGAGGAGGAGGAAGGGGGUGCGAGAAGAUGUCAGCAAGACACCGAUGGUGCAUUCAGCACUUCAGGACCGUAGGAUUUUUGUUCCCUGUUAAUUGC